CAGGAGGUUGCGCUCCGUCACGUGUUGAAUAAAUUAGGUUUGGAGAGGGACGUCCACCGCUCGGCCCCACACUGCUGGGCUUCAGUCAGCGUGCUGCUGCAGUGUGUCUGAGACCAGACAGACGGACGGACCGCGGGUGCAGAUGAGUUGGUAACGUCUACUUGAGGAGGACGCAGGGAAAGUUUUCCAAGACGCAAGUUGCAGUUUUACUUCUGAUUUUUGUUUUCGUCUGACCAGACAUCCAGAGAGAACCAAGAAGGAGAAUCGGGGAGGGCGAAAAAUCACUUCAACCACUGGCAGAGUACACGGACGUGUGUCAGUCCUGAGAUGGAUGUAACUUUCACUUUGGACUUCAGAGGGGAAUACUGAGCAGACUUUGGAUAAUCUCGGAACUCGGCUUCUCCAAAAACAAAACAAACAAACAAAAAACCCCAGCAGAGCAACAGAUGAAUGUUUAAAAAGAAGGAGCCAAAAUGAAGACAGCUGCCAAGGGCUUUGGGAAGUCUGUAAUGGACCCUUUGCACCGUGAGGGUUGGUGGAACAGAAGGAUAGUGCUAAUGGUGUAUGUGGCCUUGGAGCUUCUAACAGUCCAUUCACCCUUGGUCCUGGGCACCCUUGAGCUACAGCUAGAUGAGGAACAGCCAGCAGGCACAAUUGUGGGUGACAUCAGCGCAGGACUUCCUCCAGGCAUCACAGCGUCCCUGUACUUCAUCUCAGACCAUGAGGGCACAGGCGUGGGUAACGAUUUGGACAUAGAUGAGAGCACGGGCAUUAUCAAAACCGCCAAAGUUCUGGACAGGGAACUUCGGGAUAGGUACAACUUCAUUGCUGUCACCAUGACAGGUGUGACCGUGGAGGUGACCAUCAAAGUGAACGACAUAAAUGACCACGCCCCGAUGUUUCCGAGAAAACGAGCCACGUUUAAAAUCCCGGAGCAGACAGCCAUUGGCACCAGGUUUCCUCUUGAGCCAGCUGUUGAUGCUGAUAAAGGGCAGCUUACAACACAGGGUUACCUUAUCAAGGAUGGAAAUGUUGGCCAGGCAUUCACCCUGGAGACCAGGAGGGGAAGCAGCGAGGUUCUCUAUCUGGACUUGGUGGUCAAUGCCAUUCUAGACAGAGAGAAAAGAUCCACCUAUACUUUAUCUCUGGAAGCUUUUGAUGGUGGUUCCCCAAAAAGGACUGAUCAGAUGACAUUAGAUAUUACUGUACAAGACAUAAACGACAACGCUCCUGUUUUCAACCAGAGCCGCUACCAUGCCAUAAUAUCUGAGAACCUCCAGCCAGGAAGCAACAUCCUGCAGGUGUUUGCCACAGAUGCAGAUGAAGGGGACAAUGGGAUGGUGCUGUAUGAAAUCAACAGGAGACAAAGUGACCCGGAACGCUACUUUGUCGUUGACUCUCGCACUGGCGUCAUCACACUAAACAAACCGCUGGACUUUGAGAUGAGGAGAGUCCACGAGCUGGUGGUCCAGGCUCAAGACAACGCGACCCAGCCUGAGGUGACCAAUGCCUUCGUUACCAUCCAUGUCAGAGACUACAAUGACAACCAGCCCACCAUGACCAUCAUCUUUCUCAGUGAGGAUGGAUCUCCCAGAAUCUCGGAAGGUGCACAGCCAGGCCAGUAUGUAGCCAGGAUCUCAGUCACUGACCCAGACUAUGGAGAGUAUGCCAAUGUCAAUGUGUCGCUAGAGGGAGGAGAUGGAAAAUUUGCCCUGACCACUAAGGACAGCAUCAUCUAUCUGAUCUGUGUGGACAAGAUUCUGGACCGGGAGGAGAGAGACACCUACGAGCUGAGGGUGAUGGCGACAGACUCUGGCACGCCUCCUCUCAGGGCCGAGUCCGCCUUCACUAUCCAGGUGACCGACAUCAACGACAACCCUCCUCUGUUUGACCAGCCAGUAUACAGGCAGGUUAUUCCUGAAGUGGUGUUUCCAGGGAGCUUUGUGCUACAGGUGACAGCUAGAGACAAAGACCAGGGGCCCAAUGGGGACAUUACCUACAGCAUCCUGAAAGACCAAGGUGCUUACUCCAACUGGUUCAGUGUGGACUCCAUCACGGGGAUUAUCACCACUCUUUCACAACUGGAUUAUGAAAAGAACCCCAAUCCCAGUAUUACUGUGGUGGCCACAGAUGGAGGGAAACCACCCCUGUCCUCCACGGCUGUCGUUAACAUUGUGCUUCAGGAUAUAAAUGACAACGAGCCCGUUUUUGAGAGAAACUUCUAUAACGUGUCCAUCAAGGAGAACACAGCUCCCGGGACCUGCAUUCUUGAGGUGACUGCGACAGAUGCAGACGGCGGCUCCUUUGGCUCCAUUACCUACUCUCUUGGUUCUGGCAUCAACAGCGCUGUUCCCUCUCAGUUCACCAUUGGCAAGGAGACCGGCCAGAUCUGCACUAGUGUUGCACUAGACAGAGAUCAAGGGCCGGCCAGCUUUGACUUUACAGUUACUGCAGUGGAUGGGGGUGGACUGAGCUCAGUAGCCUAUGUGAAGGUAGAUCUGGUCGACAUUAAUGAUAACAGACCCGCCUUCUACCCAGUCAGCUAUGCUGUCAGUCUGAGCACGCAGAGCGCCCCCGGGACAUCUGUUGUCAGAGUGACGGCCUAUGACCCAGACUCAGGCGAGAAUGGUCGAAUCACAUACAAAACAGUACCUGGAGGGGCCUCCCCUUACUUUACACUCAACAAAGAUACAGGUGUGAUCUCCCUGUCGCGAUCUGUCUAUGGCAAGGCCAACUCUGUCAUUCCCAUGCUGAUCUCUGCUCAGGAUGGUGGUGGUCUAGUUGCCCACGUCAAUGCCAGAGUCAACAUUAGUGUGGUGGCGGGGUUGGUGGCACCACCUGUGUUUGAACAGACUCAGUACUACUUUACUGUGUCAGAGGACGUCUUGCGGGGGACGGUCGUAGGCAUCGUGCAGGCCAGUAGUAAGACAGGUACCUCCAAAGAUAUCUCCUACACCAUUAGUUCUGGUGACCCUAUGGGAUAUUUUACAGUGGAUCCUGACACUGGGGUCCUAAGGACCAGUCUGCCUCUGGAUCAUGAAGCUCAGUCAUCUCUUGAUUUGGAAGUGCAGGCUCGCAGUGGUAACCCGCCUGCCUUUGGCCAGACCCGUGUCCAAAUUACCAUCGCAGACAUCAACGAUAACCCGCCUGUUUUUAUGCCCUCAUCAUCGGAGUCCUUGCUGCUGCCAGAACAUACAGAAAUGGGUACAGUGGUGUAUCGGAUCCAGGCCGAGGACAGAGACUCUGGAGUCAAUGGACAGCUCAGCUUCGAUCUUUCUUCUCCAAGUGGAAUCCAGAGGGCCUUCAGCAUAGAGCGCAGCAGUGGAGAGAUCCGAUUGGUAGGCAGCCUAAACUAUGAGAGUGCCUCCCGUUAUGACCUCCAGGUGAUUGCAAAGGAUAGUGGAGUACCCCAGCUUAGUGCCACCUUCAUGCUUGUGGUUCAUGUCCAGGCAGAGAAUGACCAAGGACCUGUUUUUGAUACCCUCACCUACCGUGUAGAGCUUAAAGAAGGGACUCCGAUAAACAAACGCUUCCUGCAGGUCAGGGCUUUGAACAGAGAGACCCCUGGCUCAGGUUACUCCAGUCCCCUGGCAUAUCACCUGCGUCCAGAUGGAGAUGCUGCAGGUUUUGGCAUUGUGGCAGACAGUGGCUGGCUGUUUGUGAAGAGUGCUCUAGACAGAGAAGUCAAAGACAUUUAUCUUCUGACAGUGCUGGCCAGUCAAGGUCAUGGACAGUUGAAGAAGACGGGCAGUGCCACGGUGCGGAUAUCAGUGACUGAUGAGAAUGACAACUCUCCUCGACUCACACAGGAGAGAGUCUUCAUGGCUGUGAGAGAAAACUUGCCUGCAGGAACCGGCUUUGGUUAUGUGUCGGCCACAGACCGAGACAGUGGCCCCAACGGACGCCUCAACUACCGCUUUCUACACUCUGACCGCCACUUUCAGAUCAAUUCCCACACAGGUGAGAUCAGUACAAGGUCUGUUCUGGACAGAGAGCAGCAGUCGAGUUACCAGCUGGUGGUGGUGGUUCAAGACGGAGGUUCUCCUUCCCGUAGCGCCACAGGCACCGCCUUCAUCACUGUCCUGGACGACAAUGAUAAUGACCCUGCUUUCACUCACAGCCAGACUGGCAAAAACCUCAUCAUACAGGUGACAGAGGGUCAAUCCUCUGGGGGUUUACUGGGCACUCUGCAGGCCAAAGACCCUGAUGAAGGAGAGAAUGGCACCCUGUUCUACUCUUUGUCAGGUCCCAGGGCUGAGCGUUUCUCUUUGAACCCAAACACUGGGGAGCUGCGUUCAUCAUCCCCGCUCAGCCACUCAGAGCGGGCUGAGUACACGCUGACGGUGACAGCCACUGACAGAGGACUGCCCCCUCGCAGCACCUCCUGCUCCCUCACCAUUCAGGUUCUCAGCACCAACAGACCUGCUUCUAAUUCCCACUCCCUAUCCUUCAAUUCUGUGGAGGAGGCUAAACCUGGCUCUGUGAUUGGCUCAGUGCGUCUCAGUGACAGAGAGACCUCAGAGAAAGGGGAAGUGACCUACACAGUGGUUGGGGGUACGGACCGAGAAGGGACCUUUGUCGUGGACCGCCUGACCGGAGAUGUGUACCUGGCUCGUCCUCUCGACUAUGAACGAGAUGCACGCUACACCCUGAAGAUUGAGGUAGAUGACUUCUCUCAGGCCCCCCCGAGCAGCACUCUGGUCCACUUGGACAUUGAUGUUGAGGACAGCAAUGAUCAUGCCCCUCAGUUCCCAGAGGAUCCCAUCACUGUUGUCAUCUCUGAGAACAUGGAGCCCGGCUCGUCCGUCUAUACAUUCCAGGCAACAGAUAAGGAUGGCAGUGGGCCCAACAGCGAGCUGAGGUACUCCAUUCUCAGCCAGUGGCCAAACAUCCCCGGCCUACUAACCCUCGACCCGUCCACUGGGGUUCUGUCUUUGGGCCAGGAGCUGGACCAUGAGGUCACCUCCAACCUGAUACUGGUUGUAAAGGCAACAGACUCAGCCAACGAUGCCAGCCAGAGGCGCUGGGGUUCUGUCACGGCGAGGGUGUAUGUAACCGAUGAGAAUGACAAUCCACCAGUGUUCAGCUCACCAACAGCUGUCAGUGUGAUGGAGGACCAGCCGGUGGGCUUUGUGGCGCUGUAUGUCAUGGCCAGAGAUGCAGACCAAGGGGAGAAUGGCAGAGUGACCUACACCAUCCAGUCAGGCAACACUGGGGGAACAUUCAGCCUCAACCCUAACACUGGCUCUCUGUCUAUUUUCAAACCUUUGGACCGUGAGGAGCAGGACAUCUUUAACCUCACAAUAAUCGCUGAGGAUCAUGGGAUACCCCAGCACUCGUCCAGCCAGCUGCUGUGUGUCCAUGUGAUUGAUGUUAACGAUGAGGUGCCCUGGUUUGAAGAGAGCCAGUACGAGGCCGAGAUAUCUGAGAACCAGCCACCAGGAACUAGUGUGUUAACAGUGUCCGCCUCUGAUCUGGACCAAGGAAUCAAUGGGCAGGUGACAUAUGUUAGUAUCUCAGAGGAGGGUUUCAACAUCAACCCAGUUACAGGUAUAAUAACAACCACUAAGUCACUGGACCGGGAGCAACAGGAGCAUUACACUGUGACAGUUUUUGCAAAAGAUGGAGGCCUUCCCCCCAAUUACGCCAAAGCUACGGUGAGGAUCAGAGUGCUUGAUGAGAAUGACAAUCCUCCUUUCUUUGGACGCCUCUACUACAGUAUAGAGGUGCCAGAAAACCUAGAGGCAAUGCCUCUGUUCACCCUGAGAGCCAUUGACAAGGAUGCAGGAGCUAGUGCGGAGAUUAACUACAAAAUUACAGGGGAUUCAUCUGGAGACUUCCACUUGGACAGACACUCAGGUGUACUUUCCACGUCAAGGCCUCUGGAUCGAGAGAAAAGACCUGGGUACACGCUAACAGUCACAGCUCAGGACCAGGGUCAUCCCCCCCUCAGCAGCACUGUGACAGUUGAGGUGACUGUUAUGGACAUCAAUGAUCACAGCCCCCAGUUUGAGAGCAGCAGCUACACUGCAGAUGUGUCAGAAGAUGUCCCCAUUGGCUCACUGGUCCUGGAGGUGAAAGCCAUUGAUCUGGACCAGGGCCCCAACAGCCAGGUGGUGUAUUAUCUGAGCAGUGGCUCUCAGAGCAUGUUCAUCAUAGACCAGAACACAGGUCGCAUUAUCACUGCAGCACCCCUAGACAGAGAACGGACCGCCUCUUACACCUUUGAGGUGUGUGCCACCGACUCUUCCCCUGUAAACCCUCGUAACUCCACUGCUCAGGUGACCGUCUACAUUCAGGAUGUGAAUGACAACGCCCCCUUCUUCAUUCAGGACCCACUUAUUGUGAACAUCUCCAUCAGCAGCGUGUCCAGCCGCAGAGUGCUGGCCACCAUGAGGGCAGAGGACAAGGACUUUGGGGCUAAUGGCUCUGUGUUUUAUCGUUUUGCCAACCCCGUGAGGGGCUUUGCUAUCAACUCCCUGACUGGAGACAUCCAGGCCACAGAGAAGCUGCAGACUCUGACCCAAAGCCAAAGGACGUUGAUAGUUCAGGCUAUGGACCAGGGCAACCCGGCUCAGUCCUCCCUGGGGGUGGUUAUUGUUUAUAUCAGGGAACAGAGCUACAGGGGGAUUCGCUUCUCCCGCACGGCACGAGAUGUCAGUCUGCAGGAGAAUGCUGUUAAAGGCACAGUAGUAACACAAACCCAGGCCCAGUACCCUGAUGGCUCCCAGACAGGCAUCAGCUACAGUCUUUUCAGUGGAAACAGAAUGCAAUCCUUUGGAAUAAACCCCAUUACUGGUGAAAUAUGGGUCCAGAAAUCUGAAGGGAUAGACUUCGAGGAGACGCCGAAACUCCGCCUUGUGGUGAAAGCUGAGACGGCAUCCUCCAGCUCUUACAUGGCUGUCAACUUAAUCCUGCAGGACGUCAAUGACAACUUGCCACGAUUCCAACUCCAGAACUAUGUAGCCUACAUUAGAGAGGCACAAGGCUACGAUUUCCCGAUCAUCCAGGUUGCUGCAGAUGACCUGGACCAGGGUCAAAAUGGUCAGGUGACCUACUCUAUCAGGUCAUCAUCCAUGAGCGGCUUGUUUAAGAUAGACCCACUGACCGGCAGCAUCACCACUGCAGCCAUAAUGGACAGGGAGAUCUGGACACAAACAAAGCUUGUUGUUACGGCCACAGAUCGAGGAACCCCGCGGCUGGCAGGCUCUGCCACCCUCACUGUGAUCAUCAUUGACCUCAAUGACAACAGCCCCAUGAUUCCUCUGCCUCGGGAGAUCCGAGUGCCUGAGGAUACUCUGAUUGGCACAGUUAUCACACAGGUGACAGGAAAUGAUGUGGACUCAGGGCCAGCCCUCUCUUAUACACUUCACCUGGAUGUAAACAGCCAAGGCAUGUUUGGGAUUCAUCGUUAUGGGGGAGGAGUGUCUCUGACUGGCCCGCUGGACUAUGAGGAAAGGACGUGGUACACUCUGACCGUCCGCUCAUCCGACUCCAAACAUCAAAGCGAGGCCAACCUCACUGUGCUGGUGGAUGAUGUGAAUGAUAAUGCCCCCGCAUUUACUCAAGACUUAUAUCAGGUGACUGUCUCAGAGCACCUCCCAGCAGGCAGUGCUCUCAUCACACUAACAGCCACUGACUGUGACUCUGGGGAGAACGGGAAGAUUACCUACAGGGUUAUGUCAUCAACCAAGGGCGUCUUCUACAUAGACCCAAGCAAUGGUACUCUGUUCGUCAACCAAAGAACUGAGUUUGAUUUUGAGAAUCCCUCCAUCCUUGUGCUAAUUGAGGCGCGGGACCAGGGCACUCCAUCCCUUUCAUCCAUUGCCACUGUCCGAGUACAAGUGUCUGAUGUCAACGACAACGCCCCCAUCUUCCACCAGUCAGAAUACAGAGCCACUUUGUCUGAAGAUGGGCUGCCGGGAUCAACUGUACUGACCUUAGAAGCUGUGGACGGAGAUCUGUCGCGGGACAACUGUGGUUUUGAUUUUGCUAUUGCCAGUGGCAACUCAGGUAAUACCUUCCAGAUUGAGAGUAGUGUGCGCUUCUUGGAGGGGCAGGGCUUCCAGACAGUCGGCAGCCUGAUCCUGGUGGAGGAGCUGGACUUUGAAGCAGUGCCAAGUUAUAACUUGACUGUUGUGGUAUCAGAUCGUGGAAUCCCUCAGCGGAGCUCCAGCGUGCCUAUCCUCAUCAGUGUUACAGAUGCCAAUGACAACCCUCCAGCUUUCAGCCGAGCAGAGUACAGUGUGGCACUGAGUGAGGGUGCAGCAGCAGGGACAGAGAUUUUGCAUCUAUCUGCCACAGAUCCAGACUCUGCUCCCAAUGGAGAGGUGCAGUACUCCAUAAGCUCAGGGGACGAGACAGGCCUUUUCCAGGUAGACCAGUGGACUGGAGCCUUGAAGCUUCAGAGACCUCUGGACAGCGAGAGACAGUCGUCCCAUAUGAUUGUUGUCCAGGCUACCGACGGUCAAGUGCACUAUGCUUUGGCCCCAGUCAGUAUCGAGGUGAAGGACAUUAACGAUAACCGGCCCUUCUUUCCCCUCAAACAAUUAACUGCUAGCAUCAGGGAAAACCAACCCCAGAAUGCCUUAGUCACCAUGCUGCAUGCAAUCGACCAUGACAGAGGUGUUUUUGGACAGUUAAGGUACUACAUGUUAGACUCUAAAGAGGGAAAAGAGGCCUUCCUCAUCAAUCAAACUUCAGGAGAAGUCCGAACUCACGCCACUUUUGACUAUGAGAAAGUUAACUCCUUCCAUUUUGUGGCUGUUGCCUUGGAUGCUGGCAACUAUUCUGCGACUGUAACAGUGCAGGUUUAUGUUACAGGGGAGGAUGAAUAUGAUCCAGUUUUCACCUCCUCAGAGUUCUCUUUUGAAGUGCCUGAAGGAGCAAAGACCGGUCAGAUUAUUGGAAAAGUGCAAGCCAGAGAUGAGGAUGGAGGGGUGGAUGGCAUUGUCCUCUACUCCCUAGCAGAAAGUUCGCCUUAUUUUGAAGUAAAUAAAUCAACAGGAGCAAUUUCCUUGAAGAUGGACAGCUACAGUAGACAUGUGAGUCGGUCUAAAAGAGAGGUGCGUCUAAUGACACUGGAUGUCACUGCUCACAGUCCUCUAGAGACGUCCCGCAGAGCAGUGGCCAAAGUUACUGUAGAUGUGACCCACACAACUUUUGGUCUCAACACAGACAUGAACAUGCUGCUUGUCAGCGUCAUUGCAGUUUCGCUUGGGACCAUAGUCAUACUAAUAAUAAUUGCUGUGGCGCUAUUUUUCGUUAAAUUAAGACGUCACAAGAAGGAGAAAAAAGGACAUCAGCGAACACCAGCGGCAGGCACCAUGCUGCACAAGUUUGAGGAAACAAAAAUAGCCGCAAAUGAAAUGAUUUACCAUCAGGCUCUUCCUGGAUACACAGCUGAUCAGGGUGGCAACAGUGGGGGUCCAUACACUCGUGGAGGAUCCCUCGAUCCCUCCCACUCCAGUGGCCGUGGCUCAGCAGAGGCAGAGGCAGCAGAGGAUGAUGAGAUCAGAAUGAUUAAUGAAUACCCUCGAGUGUCAAGUAUCUCCUCCUCCAUGCAGGAGCGCAUCUCUGCCCGGGGACCAGACUCGGGGAUCCAGCAGGAUGCAGAUCAGCUAUCAGACGUGUCCUGUGAGCCUUCCAUAGAUUGGUUCAGAGGGAAGAAACUGGGCAGUGUGAGUGGUACUUUAUUAGCUGGCCAGGUGCCAGUCUACAGGGAUGAGGGGGGUGGGUAUGUGGGUGUGGGACGAGGACUCAGCAUCUCCCAUCCUAAAGAUUAUACGUUCCCAGAGGGUGGAAAGCCUGCUGUGGAUGGCUCCCUGACAGCCAUUGUGGCCAGUGAUGAGGAGCUGAGGGGCAGCUAUAACUGGGACUAUCUGCUAAACUGGUGUCCACAGUUCCAACCCUUAGCUAACGUUUUUACUGAGAUAGCACGUUUAAAAGAUGAAACAGCUCCUCCUCAUCCUCGCCGAUCAUUUCAUCACAAGGCAAAGGCUGAGUCAAGAAUCGACCCCCCACCUCUCAUAACUUCUGUGGCCCACCCUGGGGCCAAAACUGUACCUCCAAAGCCUGCCGUCGGGAGGACAUUCCCCCACUUGGCCUCUUUAAGAAGAUCUCCUCUCAGCGCUGAGGGAUCCAUCUCCUCAGUCGCCAUGUCUCCUAGUUUCUCCCCCUCUCUCUCACCGCUGGCAACACGUUCUCCCGCAAUCACACCCUUUAGUGUCUCCCAGGGCCCUUCUGCAUCAAUGAUCAGCACAACUGAUCACAACUUGGAACACAGUGAGGAGGCAGAGCUGAGGAUUUAAAUUUUAAAGUCAAAGUGAAUUCUGAGUCAUUGCUGUCCCAGACUUGUUCUACUGUAUAACCACAGGGGCUGCAACCUAAGAUGAGUCAACACUUUUCUCUUUUCUGUUCUCUUUCUGAAGAGAAGAAGGACACAAAGUCAAAAUAGCUGAAUUGAUUGUGGUGCUCACUGAAGAAAAACUGAACUACAUGACUAACAGGCCAAAAUGGACUAUGCCUUUUUACGUGUGUUUGUGAAAGAAGCUCCUUAUUCUUCUGUUGAUCAGUGUUAAUUUGCACAUUCAAAUGGAGAUUCAUACAUGAUGUCAAUAUUUUGUACAAAAGCAUUGUCUAUAUUUUUAUACAUACAUGUGGUUUCUGACAAGAAAUGGCAUAAAAGUGUCAAUAGGUUGCUAAAACCUCAGAAUAUAUUUCUAUAUUUGUAUAUUUGUUGCCUGUACUGUACACGGUUAGACUGUAAGUUGGUUUUAUUUCUUGUUAUUCUUAACAUUGUGGUUUUAAAUGAAGCUCUUCAUUAAUGCUUUAUGAGCUAUGGAUUUUUGUAACAGAUUAUUGUAAAUAUGUACAGUGGAAGAGACGUCCUGUCUUGAACAAAUGAAACAUCAUUCAGAGCGGAGUAUUGUGCGAUCAGUUAUUCUACGAAUCUAGUGUUUGAUCUCACAUCAAAAGGUAAUCAUGAAUGUGAAAUGCUGAAGUUGUCUUAGUCCUCACCAUGCGUCUCUUCAUUUUUUCUGCGGUGGAAAAUGAAACCUGACAUCCAAUGAUCCUGUCCUUCAGGUGCCCUUGCUUUUAUUUCUCACAGUGAGCCUUACUGCUUUCAUUUUGCAUUGUGAAAAUAAUUCAUGUGAGGGAGAACAUUGAGCAGCUAUGUGGUAAAUGUAAAAUGAUUUGCUCUUAUCAGCAGCCUAUUAAUUACAGAGAAUGUAAGCAGGUCUUGGUCAUUUGUCUACUCAUUUAAUGUUCCUCGGUAAAGUAUUUAAGACACUUAAGCUCUAACUCAGUGCUAUCCUGGCACUGACAUUUUCAGAAGGUUCUUCUCAUUUUUGUGCAGAUUUAAUGUAUAGAUUUACUGACAAACUGUAAUGAAUGUUAUUUUGGACCACACUUGUCCCCUCUUUUCAAUAUCACUAUAAAGAAUACUAUAAGGAUUAAAAGUAAUGCUAACAAAUGUUACAUUUGGUAUGAAGGAAGUAUGAAAAAGUAUAUAUUUAUGAAUGUUCAAACGCCACCACAGAAUGUUUACCAGAAGAAGUGCAUAUAAUGUACAUGUCCAGCCAUAAUUCACAUAAUGCUUUCACACAGAUGCCUACAUCAAAAAUACAUUCAUGAUGAUAAUUGCUUUUUCAGCAGCCUUUACAAAAUGAUGUAUAAAUUUGCAUCAAUAAUUACCCUGAGCCCUACCAUGGCUUAAAUGCAGAUUCCCCUCUCCUUCUAAUAUUUCUAAAAGUAUUUCAUUGCUUGAACCCUCAGUUUUAGACUCUCAAUAACAUUAUCUUAAACAACACUAACAUUCUACAGUAUUUUUUUAUUUAUUUUAUAGGUAGACUUCAGAGGCUGAAAGGCUUGGUAAAUUAUUUACAAGGAUGCUAUUUUGACCAUGGCCAAACAUACAUGAACACUACCUAUUUGAUAGAAUGAAGGUACCUUAUUGUUUGUAUUGUUUUGUUUUUUUUUUUGUUUUUUGUUUUUUUUACCACUUACAUUCAUGUUUGUCCAAACUGUAUAAUGGUGCCAUAGCAGAAAAAGAGAAAUUCCUCCAAAUGUUCAUACAUACAGUAUUCUAGACUCCAGAGAAAUGUUUUGAGCAAAAAG
This is a messenger RNA of Acanthopagrus latus (yellowfin seabream), 12120 nucleotides long. RefSeq names its product protocadherin-16-like. Bases 474 to 10310 code for a protein of 3278 amino acids. Gene Ontology annotation, cellular component: plasma membrane; catenin complex. Lineage: Eukaryota; Metazoa; Chordata; Actinopteri; Spariformes; Sparidae. The transcript has 21 exons. Gene Ontology annotation, molecular function: calcium ion binding; cadherin binding. Gene Ontology annotation, biological process: homophilic cell-cell adhesion. The record is from RefSeq and is a predicted model, not a curated record.